Molecule: messenger RNA, 2694 nt
Organism: Glycine soja
Lineage: Eukaryota; Viridiplantae; Streptophyta; Magnoliopsida; Fabales; Fabaceae
Product: glycerophosphodiester phosphodiesterase GDPDL4-like
Exons: 9
Coding region: 65-2350 (761 amino acids)
Biological process (GO): lipid metabolic process
Molecular function (GO): glycerophosphodiester phosphodiesterase activity
Source: RefSeq, a predicted model, not a curated record
UUGUUACUCAUACUAAGCUGGCCAACACUCUCUGCUUUUUUCCGGAAACUGAAACUUCGCCGGAAUGCUGAAGCCACGCGCUUUUCCCAAUGCGUUCUCUCUUCUUCUUCUUCUUCUUCAUUCGCUGCUCGCUCUGGUCUCUGCACGAGGAUCUCACAGAACCACUUGGAACACUCUCACUGGAAGUCCACCAUUGGUCAUAGCACGUGGUGGGUCGUCAGGGAUAUUUCCUGAUUCCAGUGAAUAUGCCUACGAAUUGGCAGCACAAAUUAGUUUAAAAAAUCUCAUUGUGUGGUGUGAUGUGCAAUUAACGAAAGAUGGGGAGGGGAUCUGCAUCUCAAACAUCAAGCUUGAAAAUGCUACUGACAUUGAUAAAAUUUUUGAAAAUAGAAGUAAGACAUACUCAGUUAAUGGUGUACAAACCAGUGCCUAUUUUGCUGUUGACUACACCUUAACAGAGCUGCGUUCCAAUGUCUUAUUGAUUCAGGGAGAUUUCGCUCGAAAUCCAAAUUUUGAUGACAAUUUUGAAAUUCUUACUGUGAAUGAAAUGAUCACAAUAACACCCGCAUCUGGACCGUGGUUGAAUAUUCAGUAUGAUGCAUUCUACGCUCAACACAAUUUGAGUAUGAAAAACUUUGUACUUUCUGUUUCUAGAACAGUAAAUGUCAGUUAUAUCUCAUCACCUGAAGCUGGUUUCCUGAGAAGUAUAAAAGCACACAUCAACCCAAGAAUAACAAAAGUGGUCUUCAGGUUUCUGGAAAAAGAUGAAGUAGAUCCAUCAACCAACCGGACUUAUGGUUCACUGUUAAAAAACCUAGCAUCUAUCAAGACAUUUGCUUCAGGAAUACUUGUUCCCAAAGGAUACAUAUGGCCUGUAGAUCCAACAGGUCUUUAUCUACUACCACAUACAUCUUUGGUCUCUGAUGCACACAAAGUGGGACUUGAAGUCUUUGCUUCAGAUAUUCUGAACGAUAUUCCAAUAAGCUAUAAUUACAGUUAUGACCCUGUUGCUGAGUACCUCAAUUUCAUUGACAAUGGAAACUUCUCUGUUGAUGGUGUGUUGUCUGACUUCCCCCUAACGCCAUCUGAAGCUAUAGACUGCUUUGCUCACAUAGGCCUCAAUUCCCCAAAGAAAGUUAACAUCUUGGUCAUUUCAAAAUAUGGAGCGAGUGGAGAUUAUCCUCCUUGUACUGACUUGGCAUAUGAAAAAGCUAUUUCAGAUGGUGUGGAUGUUCUUGACUGUCCUGUUCAAAUGUCAAAGGAUGGAAUACCAUUUUGCUUAAGCUCUAUUGAUCUUAUAGAGAGCACAGAUGUUGCUCUAUCAAGUUUCAGCAAACUUGGCAAAAUUAUCCCAGAGAUCAAAUCUGGCAAUGGAAUAUUUACAUUUGACUUGGCUUGGGAUGAUAUAAAAAGCUUGGCCCCCUCAAUGUUGAACCCGUAUUCUACAAGCUCUUUGUAUAGGAACCCAAAAUCUAACAAGAAGGGGCAAUUUUUAACAUUGUUAGAUUUCUUGAACUUGACAAAAGCUCAGACUUCCCUAUUAGGUGUUGUGAUCAUCAUUGAGAAUGCAGCCUAUCUUGCAAGGAAACAAAAUUUAAGUGUGACUGAAGCAGUGAUUGAUACUUUGAGCAAAGCAGGUUAUGACAAACCAGGGGCUCCAAAAGUUAUGAUUCAAUCCACUAAUAGUUCUGUACUACUGAAAUUCAAGGAGAAAACCAAGUACGAGCUUGUCUACAAGAUUGAUGAGAUAAUUCGUGAUGCUGUUGAUUCAGCUAUUUCGGAUAUCAAAAGAUUUGCUCAUUCUGUGGUUGUCAAGAAGGCCUCUGUAUAUCCUGAUCGUAAACAGUUUGUGACUGGCUCUACAAAGAUUGUGCCAAAGUUCAAAUCUUCUAAUCUCACUGUUUAUGUAGAAACAUUCAGCAAUGAGUUUGUAUCUCAGGCAUGGGAUUUCAUGUCAGAUGCAACUGUGGAGAUCAACACAUUUGUUAAGGAUGCCGGAAUAGAUGGUGUCAUCACAGACUUCCCAAAAACAGCUAAUAGAUACAGAAGGAACAGAUGCUUAAAUUUGGGUGACAGAAAACCUCCUUACAUGAAACCAGUUCAACUGCCCGGCCUUUUGUCAAAAAUAGACAAUUUUUCGUUGCCACCGGCAUUGGCUCCUGUCCCUCCCCUGACUGAAGCUGAGGUGACAGAACCACCAUUGCCUCCUCUUUCUAAAAUAGCCCCAUCUAGCCCUAUUGCUGGGACUGAACCAGGAGCACAACCGCCGCGAAAUGCACAGGCUAAGGUCACCGUCGUCUUCCUUUUGUCCACUCUGACUACUGUGCUUGUAGGUUCUCUUCUGCUUUGAGUGGUGCAGGCUUCCUAAUUCCCAUUAAAAAGGAAAAAUAAAAAUAAAAAUAAAACUAAGAUAGAAAGGGUUGGUUAUGCUAGUUCCCCUACUUCUUUCUGGGUUAAGCAGAAUGAAGCUUUAGUAGUGCUUGAAUAAUUCUUAUUGCUUACUUGCCGUAGUAAAUUAUUUCCAUAAGCUAUUGUAGCUAGGUAUAUUCCCCCCCUCUCCAAACUCUUCCUGUUGUAGCAGUAGCAUGUGGAGUAGGAAACAGCUCUUGGGAAGUAAGAAAUCCAACUAUAUAGUUUGCAUAUGUAUUUUUUUUUUUUUAAUUUGCAGUAAAUUUACAUGAGGAAUUUCUUACA